Aedes aegypti (yellow fever mosquito) is the source of this 2633-nucleotide messenger RNA. RefSeq names its product 4-coumarate--CoA ligase 1. The record is from RefSeq and is a predicted model, not a curated record. NCBI's taxonomy places the organism in Eukaryota, Metazoa, Arthropoda, Insecta, Diptera, Culicidae. The transcript has 4 exons. Bases 343 to 1956 code for a protein of 537 amino acids. Gene Ontology annotation, biological process: long-chain fatty acid metabolic process; fatty-acyl-CoA biosynthetic process. Gene Ontology annotation, molecular function: long-chain fatty acid-CoA ligase activity.
GGAGCUAGUUCCUUGUUCGCAGCUUCGGUCGGAAAGACACCAACGGAAGCAAAAUGGCAUGGAAUGGGGCGCGUCACAGCAACCAUUCGGCUAUUCUGGGUAUUUUAUAGAAGUGUAGAAGUACAGAGGCGUUGGUUUAGCAUUAGUUUCGAGAAAUAAGCCAUUGACUUGAAAGGAAGGGAGCAGUUACAAAAGGAAUUGAAAUCUGAACAUUUCGGUUCACAAACGAGUUGAACGCCAGCCAAGCACGGUCUCGCGCAUAGUAAUUCUAAUCAUUAACACUUUGAUCGAUUGACGAUCGAAGUCCACACUGGUUUCCGAGGUUACAAGAUAUUCAAAACUAUGACCUCGUCGACAGCGAGCAACGAAAAUUUGAUCGUAUAUGGAGGACCGGAUCCGGUAGAUCUUCUGAACGAUGGCUCGCUGGGGGAGAUGAUGAUCAAAGAACUGAAGCUGCAGCCAAAAAAUAUUGGACUGAUUGACCCGGCAUCAGGAGUGGAACUUAGUUACGAACAAAUAUUGGAUAAUUCAGUGAAGGUGGCAAAAGCUUUGCAGCGUUUCGGCAUUGACAAAUUCGAUACAGUAGCCAUCAUCAGCCACAAUUGCUUGGAUUAUGCUUUUGCGAUGUUCGGAACGAUUUUCGUAGGUGCACCUCUAGCACAAUUCAAUCCAGGAUAUCUCGAGAAUGAAUUGAUGCACGCCCUGAACAUGACUAGACCGAAGGUAAUUUUUGUUUCACCGCAAGUGCUUCAGCGAGUGAUCACUGUCAAUCAUCAGCUGAAAUGUGCUGAGACGAUCGUUGUUUUUGGAAACGGCAGUCCAGGUGUCAUUUCUUUCAAUGAUCUGCUGAAUCAACCGAUACAAACCUUCAAAGCAGACCCAGUUGACAAACUGAAUCACGUGGCUCUAAUUCUACUGUCAUCUGGAACAACUGGAUUACCCAAAGGAGUUCAACUUACCCAAGCCAAUAUAAUGACAACGAUCGCGCACUCUAAAGAAGCUGCCAAACUGCUGGACCUCCCCGAUCAGUUGGUUGCUCUGGCAGUGACUCCGCUCUUUCAUGUGCUAGCUAGUGUUGGUCUGAUCAAUAUGGUGACCAACAAUUGUCGCUGCGUGCUGAUGCCGAAGUUUGACGCUCAUCUUUUUCUAAACAGCAUUCAACAGUACAAGGUCAAUCUUAUGUCGGUAGUGCCUCCGCUUAUGGUAUUUCUAGCGAAACAUCCGAUGGUGGACAACUACGACUUAUCGUCGCUGAUGACGCUGUUUUGUGGCGCAGCUCCCUUGAGUAAGGAGAUCGAGGAUCAGGUUCGGGAGAGGCUAGGGAUUGCAUUUGUCCGACAGGGCUACGGCAUGACAGAAACGACGUAUGUGAUGCUGAUGCAAACUGGCUUUGAGAAUAAGCCAGGUUGUGUUGGAAAAGUGCGAAUGGGUCAGUGGGCAAAGGUCAUCGAUCCCGACAGCGGAAAAGUACUCGGACCAAACCAAAGAGGAGAGCUGUGCUUCAAGGGUUCGUUGAUCAUGAAGGGAUAUAUUGGAAAGGAGAGUGACGUUGACGAAGAUGGUUGGUUGCACACGGGAGAUAUUGGAUACUACGAUGAGGAUGAGGAUUUUUUCAUUGUUGAUCGAAUCAAAGAAUUGAUUAAAUACAAAGGAUUCCAAGUGGCUCCUGCAGAGCUCGAAGCGAUCUUGUUGAAACAUCCCAAGGUAAAGGAUGCUGCUGUCAUAGGAAUAUCAGACGAGCGGGUUGGAGAGUUAGCAACAGCGUUCAUAGUGAAAGAGCGCGAAGAGCAGGUUAAUGAAGAGGAAAUCAAAUCAUUUGUAGCAGAACACGUCUCACAGCAGAAGCAACUUCAUGGAGGAGUAAGAUUUAUUGACGAAGUGCCGAGAACGGCCACCGGCAAAAUUUUGCGUAGAAAACUGAGGGAACUUGUACCCAAUACCAAAGCAAAGCUUUAAAUAGUUGACUGUUUUGUUAUUGUUGUUAAGUGUAUGUUAAUGUUGUAUUCAAUGGAAGAAGGUAAAUAUAUGGUGAAGUUGAUUUUCUAUAUCUUGAGCUUUGAAUUAUCUACAAAAAAUGAAAUACAAGCAAUACAAUCGUUACCUGUGAGCAUUUCUGAUACACCGUAACCUCAAUUUACGAACUAGAAAAAGGACCUGAAGUAAUAUGCACCAGUUAAGGAAGAUGUGCCAAAAUGAAGGCCAAACGACAUGUAAGUAGUGUUUUGAUACACGAACUUAGAUGGUUCAUGUCCGCCCUACGUGAAGGUUAGCGAGUUUUUAUUCCAAUUAAACUAGAUUGUUGGAAAAUUUAACUUCUUUCAAACACUCAUUUUGCGUGAAUAAUUAUUUAAGCGGGCCACGGUGCACUGCUUUUUGGGGAAAAACACACCACAACAUUGAGGCAAGACGCACCUAAACAGAAGGGCACUGCAACAAUGCAACAAUGAGAUGAGAUGCCCCACCGUGUUUUAAACGUAAUUUAAUUUAUCAAAAAAACGAGUGUGUUGGAUGAUUUUCACUUACAAGAUGAUACAAUUGUGCAUUAAUACGUUGGGAAAGACUUCAAAUUAUCUAACUUUUAAGAUCGUAGGUAAUUUUGGAAAGGUUCGUUCCGCUCCGACCAAUGCACAAUG